UUCUAAACCUUGAUUUUCAGGUGUUGUCUUAACCCAUAAAAAUUUGCAGUCUCAAAUGAAUUGCCUGCACAGAGCAUGGGGCUGGACUUCAGGUGACACCAUUUUGCAUUGCCUCCCUCUUCAUCAUGCCCAUGGCAUUGUUAAUGCCCUUCUGUGUCCACUUUAUGUUGGUGCCAGAGUUGUGAUGUUACCUGAAUUUUCUGCUGCAGCUGCAUGGAAUGAAUUAUUGUCACUUCAUUCACCAGCUGAGUCCCGGGUGAACAUCUUUAUGGCUGUACCCACAAUUUAUGUAAAAAUGAUUCAAGAAUAUGAAAAUAAAAUUAUCAAGAAUGAUCGGAUGCGUGAUUACGUCAAAGCUCUUUGUAUGCAGAACAUAAGAUUAAUGGUGAGUGGGUCUUCAGCCCUGCCAAUACCAGUUUUGGACAGGUGGCAGCACAUCACAGGUCACACCUUGUUGGAGAGAUAUGGUAUGACUGAAAUAGGAAUGGCUCUUUCUAACCCCCUGAAAGGAUCUCGGAAACCUGGAUAUGUAGGUAAUCCUUUGCCAGAUGUUGAAGUACGUAUUGCCAAAUUUUCUCAGGAAGGAAAUGAGUAUGAUGUUCUUGCUUAUGGAAAUCACAAAGCAACACAGACUUUUUCUAAAACUGAAGAGGAAAUUGUUGGAGAGUUGCUUGUCAGAGGGCCUAAUGUUUUCAAGGAGUAUUGGAAGAAGCCUCAAGCAACUGCCAAAGAAUUUACUCACGACGGAUGGUUUCGUACUGGUGAUACAGCUCAGUAUAUUAAUGAUUCCUAUAGAAUUCUUGGGCGUACAAGUGUAGAUAUCAUAAAGAGUGGAGGUUUCAAGAUUUCAGCUUUGGAAGUUGAACGUCAUCUCCUCUCUCAUCCCAAUAUAGAAGAUGUAGCUGUUGUUGGGAUCCCAGACAUUACGUGGGGACAGAAGGUUGCAGCUGUAAUCCAGUGGUCAGGUGAAGGAAAGCUUAAUGCAGCGGAGUUAAGAGCCUGGGGGCAAGACUGUAUGCCACAUUAUUGUAUUCCAUCUGUAGUAAUAUCAAUAUCUGAUGAGAUACCUAGAAACAAUAUGGGGAAAGUAAAUAAAAAGCAAAUACUUAGAGACUUCUUCCCGGAUUCAAGUUAAUAGAUGAUUUGUUUUAAAUUCGAUUUGAUUUUAUUGAUUGGGUAAUGAAUUUUAUUGGUAGAUUUCACUUAACAGGUUUUCGUAAUGACAUUUUGGUUAUUGUAAAGGGAGUCUGAACUGAACUAAUGGUAAUUCAUAGAGGAUUUAUUUAUAUCAGGUUUCUGUUGUAUGGUGCGUUUCAUUUAAAAUCCUACUACUAUUACGAGGGAAUUUUUUAUAUACUUGAUUGUUGGCUGCUGGAAAACUGAAUUGCUCACUAAUAGUGGUGCCACAGUAGUUAUUUGUUAUGAGCUUUUGAAAUUAAAUUUAAGGUAAGAAGCAUAACUUUGAUAAUAGUACCAACUCUUGUCACAAAGUUGAGAUAAAAACAAGAAGUUUUCGAGUUACUUCUAGGAAUAGUAUAGAGACAAUAUUCUUUCCUCUCAGAAUUGAUGCGUCUAUUUUGUUUAGGAAUCUACAAUUCUGUUAGCAGAUACUGUGUGGAGUAAAGAUUUGACUAAAUAAAGAGUAUAAAGUAC
Messenger RNA from Macrobrachium nipponense, 1653 nucleotides. RefSeq names its product malonate--CoA ligase ACSF3, mitochondrial-like. NCBI's taxonomy places the organism in Eukaryota, Metazoa, Arthropoda, Malacostraca, Decapoda, Palaemonidae. Gene Ontology annotation, biological process: fatty acid metabolic process. Bases 56 to 1135 code for a protein of 359 amino acids. Gene Ontology annotation, molecular function: medium-chain fatty acid-CoA ligase activity. The record is from RefSeq and is a predicted model, not a curated record. The transcript is spliced from 7 exons.